AAAAGACCCAAUGAAAUGCAUUCACAUUAUUUGAGCACGUCACGCAGCAAUCCUCAGUUUUAUACAUUUUCUCAAGUAUUUGAGAAAGCGGCGAUUUUAGAUCCUCUGUGGAAAGAGGACGUUCAGCAAUCAGCUUGGCUUGAUUUCUGGAAACGCGAAGGUCACGAGUUUCUUGAGCAGAAGUGGCACAAACAGUAUCCCGAGUAUAAGCAGGCAAUUGAGUUAGCCACACCCGAAGAGCGUGCAGCUUGGCAGAAGUUGUGGGAAAAACAUGCCAGCGAUCAAAGCGCACAUUUCUGGCAUAUCUUUUCAUGUGUCUUGGAGAACUACGAAAGGGAUCUGAGUAACGGUUUGAAAGAUGUUGGUCACACCUUAACCGAUAUAGACGAACAUUUCACGUAUUUAGAUAUAAAUCAAACCGACGCCACUAUAGCAAGUGUUGAAUGCAACGAAGAGGACCAGGAUUAUCUUACCGCUAACGACGAUCCAGAUUUUCUUGACGAGGAGCAGCAGCUAAGACUGCUCGGAUUACCCACAUCUUUUGGUGUAAAAAGUGCCACAAGCCGACAAAAACCAAAACAAAAGCCCCCAAGCGAAUCUGAGAGUGACAGCGACAUGUCCAACGAAAAGGAUGAGAUGCAUGCAGUUAAGGCGCGGGCCAUUAGGAAAAAGAAGCGACAAAAGAACUCAAAAAUUCCACAGUUUAUGAGAGACGACAACCUUUUGCUUAAGUAUUGGUUCAAGCGCUUCUCGCUCUUUUCCCGCUUUGAUCAGGGCAUCGUCUUGGAUCGGGAAAGCUGGUUCUCAGUGACCCCAGAAAAGAUUGCCAAACAGACGGCUCGACGUCUCGCCUGCGAUGUUAUUGUGGAUGCAUUUUGCGGUUGUGGCGGCAAUGCCAUACAAUUUGCUAACACUUGUGGCCGCGUGAUUGCCAUUGACAUUGACUUAAACAAAUUGACUAUGGCAAAGCAGAAUGCUGCUAUUUAUGGUGUAGCCCAUAAGAUUGAGUUUGUCCAUGCGGACUUCUUACAGUUUGCCAGCACCACACGUUUGCGACCCGAUGUGAUUUUUCUCAGUCCACCCUGGGGUGGACCGGAUUAUCAAAAACAGGCCAAUUUUGAUAUUGAACAGAAUUUGCUACCGCUGGGAGCGACUCAGUUGAUGGAACAUGCACGACGGCUCACGGACAAUAUUGGAUUCUUUUUGCCACGCAGCUCGAACAUUAAACAGGUAAUUGCGCUUACGCACGCGGGCGAACAGUGCGAGGUGGAGCACAACUAUUUGGAUACGCGUUUGGUGGCAAUAACAGCCUACUAUGGCAAGAGCUUGGUCAAGAGUCAAAAGUAGGCGCCAGAACAUUAAUUAUUAGCGUCAAUUCGGGCUAAAAUCUAUUGUCGAAAAAGUAGUACUUACUUGAAUUUCUUAAAUUAAUUGAGUUUUAAAUUUAAGUAUGUAAAUACUUAUAUAUAUU
Molecule: messenger RNA, 1471 nt
Organism: Drosophila hydei
Lineage: Eukaryota; Metazoa; Arthropoda; Insecta; Diptera; Drosophilidae
Gene: Tgs1
Product: trimethylguanosine synthase
Exons: 1
Coding region: 16-1347 (443 amino acids)
Biological process (GO): 7-methylguanosine RNA capping; 7-methylguanosine cap hypermethylation
Cellular component (GO): nucleus
Molecular function (GO): RNA cap trimethylguanosine synthase activity
Source: RefSeq, a predicted model, not a curated record